Messenger RNA from Helobdella robusta, 1792 nucleotides. RefSeq lists its product as hypothetical. Bases 111 to 1742 code for a protein of 543 amino acids. Gene Ontology annotation, biological process: ribosome biogenesis; maturation of LSU-rRNA from tricistronic rRNA transcript (SSU-rRNA, 5.8S rRNA, LSU-rRNA). Gene Ontology annotation, molecular function: RNA binding. Lineage: Eukaryota; Metazoa; Annelida; Clitellata; Rhynchobdellida; Glossiphoniidae. The transcript is spliced from 16 exons. The record is from RefSeq and is a predicted model, not a curated record. Gene Ontology annotation, cellular component: nucleolus; PeBoW complex.
AAUAAUCUUACGUUACCAGAUUCACAUUUCUUUAACAAUUUUAGAUAACCGCGUGGUUUUGUUUUUUCGUUUUGACAAAUUUUUUCUCCAAACUUAACGAAUCCUGAAAAAUGGUCAACAGAAAACGAAAGCACGAAGCUGGAGCCGCCGUGGCAUUCAUGUCUAGAGGGAGAGCAUUGAAAAAGUUGCAACUAAGCUUAUCUGACUUUCGAAAAUUAUGUAUAUUAAAAGGGAUCUACCCCCAAGAACCGCGGCACCCCAAAAAAGCAGGCAAGGGAAGCACGGCGCCGACGACCUACUACCUAACCAAAGACAUCCAAUUCGUCAUGCACGAACCAAUUAUAAAAAAAUUCAGACAAUACAAAAUUUUUGUAAGAAAAUUGAAGCGGGCGGUUGACAAGAAGGACGUGCACCGAGAACAGAGGCUGAGAAACAGGAAACCAGAACUUACACUAGACCAUAUUGUAAAAGAGAGGUAUCCCACCUUAGUUGAUGCCAUCAGGGAUCUGGAUGAUGCCCUCUCCCUCUGCUUCCUAUUCUCUAAAAUGCCCAAAAAUAAGAAGGUACACGCCGAACAAAUCAAACUCUGCAGAAGACUGACAGUGGAAUUCAUGAACUAUGUCAUAGCAUCUCGAUCCCUAAGAAAGGUAUUCAUCUCCAUUAAGGGCAUCUACUUUCAGGUCGAGGUCAUGGGUCAGAUCGUAACCUGGCUCAGUCCUCACAAUGUUGCUUAUACUCAUCCAGUCAACGUCGACUACAGGAUUAUGUCAACUUUUGCCCAGUUCUCGUGCAUCCUGCUGGGGUUCGUUAACUUUGCCCUAUACAAAUCCCUCGAACUGCAUUACCCACCACAGGUCUUUACUGAUGAGGAUUAUGAGUCCGAAGAUACGACUGAGGUCUGUUCCAAGCAUGAUCUAGCUACAGAGAUCCUAGCAUCUCUCACCACAGAGAUGAGAGCAGACAAUUAUGAAAUAAUUAUGGAUAAAUUUGAGAAUGAUGGUAACUCCAGAGAAGCCAUGCAGGCUGAGGUGGAAAAGUUGGCGAAUUUAUUUUCCAAAUUUAAAUUCUUCCUCAAUCGGGAAGUUGACAGGGAAACGUUCACGUUUGUCAUCAGAGCGUGUGGUGGAGAAGUAUCUUGGUGCAAAACUGGCUUCCCAAUUGGGGCCACAUAUGAUUGUGACGAUGAAUCCAUCACACAUCAAGUCGUUGAUAGGACAAAUGUCAAGAAUAAUCUACUGAACAGACAGUACAUUCAACCACAGUGGGUCGUGGACUGCCUCAACACCCGAACCAUCCUACCCACGAAAGAUUAUCUCCCUGGAGCCACCCUUCCACCACAUCUCUCACCAUUCGUCGAGGAACAGGAGGGCGACUACAUACCACCUGAAAAACUUAAAUUGAUGGAUUCAACAAUAGCCACAAGAAGUAUUGAUACUGAGAGUUCAGACCAGCCUGAGAAAGCAAAGAAUCCAUCAGGGAAGCGAAAACUGACUCAAGAGAAACCAAAACCUGAAACGACUGUGUCUGAAGGUAAGGUGUUGAAGAUAAGGCAAGCACAGAAGAUGAUGGAACAGAAGAACGAAGAGAGAAAACUCGCGGAAAUGGCCAUUCCAAAAAAGAACAAGAGACUCUACAACAAAAUCAAACAUUUGAAUAAGAAGAGAACUCAGGAGGCCUUGACACUAGCUAACAAAAGAAGAGCUUACGAAAACAACCUCAAAAAGCAGAAAACAAGCUUAUGAACUGUUUAAAUUAUCUCUUUUGUUAUGACAAAUAAAAUUUUUUAUUCUUG